AUGCAAGCUAAAACUGUCAGAUUUCCAUCUGAAUCUAAUUUCCGAUUCAUCGCCAUUGUCAACCCGAUCGUCUCCCACUUUCUCCUUUUAUGUGCUAAUUGUGAUCAAGAGCAUCAGCGGCCUUGCGACUCUGUGGUGCAGCUGUCACUAUGUGUUUGUUCUAUCAUCCUUUCCUCUUCCUGUCUUAUUGGUCUCGCAAGUAUGGGUUCAGGAAGUUUCCGUUUCUGGACAAGUUGGAUGAUGAGAGCCCCGGAUUCGACGAGGAUACCAGCAGCAGCUCAAGAGAUCAAGGAGGCUUCUCGGCACAUUUGUGCUGCCAUGUUUCGCGGUUGA
This is a messenger RNA of Linum trigynum, 333 nucleotides long. Lineage: Eukaryota; Viridiplantae; Streptophyta; Magnoliopsida; Malpighiales; Linaceae. The record is from the annotation of a GenBank genome assembly.